Peniophora sp. CBMAI 1063 is the source of this 1617-nucleotide messenger RNA. The record is from the annotation of a GenBank genome assembly. Lineage: Eukaryota; Fungi; Basidiomycota; Agaricomycetes; Russulales; Peniophoraceae.
AUGUCUUUCGAUGCAGAUGUCCUCAUCGUCGGUGCUGGCCCCGUCGGCCUCGCUACUGCGCUUUCUCUCUCCCUGAACGGCGUCAAAGUGCGGGUGAUAGAGAAGUUGCCCAAACUUGCAGUGGGACAGCGCGGCGCUGCUAUCGCGCCGCGUACGAUGGAAGCGUACCGCAUGCUUGGCAUCGUCGACGAAGUGAAAGCCGUCGGUGGACUUCUGAUGCCUGUGCAAGCGCACGAUCCCGAGGGGCGACCGACUGUUGUACAUCCUCUGAUGGACAACGGAAAGAAGACACCCGGAGCCCCUGAGCCAGAGUUCUGGUGUCUGGGUCAGGAUAGGGCAUGCUUCAUUCUCAGCGAGCGUCUCAAACAACACUUUGGCGUUAGGAUUGAGUUCUCCACUGAGUUGGUCGACCUUGAGCAAGAUAGCACCGGUGUCGUGGCUACUGCAGACGUACAAGGCGUGAAAGAGACGAUUCGGGCGAAGUACCUCGUUGGAUCCGAUGGUGGUAAAGGUAUCACUCGCAAGCUAUCUGGCGCUAAGAUACUCAGCCAGUCGUCUCCGGAAGCGAGGAUGCUCAUCGGAGACGCAGAGAUGAGUGGGCUCGAUGGAUCGUACUUCAAUCGGUUCGCUGAUGAGAAAGGCAACAUGUUCUUUGCUCGCCCGGUGACUGAGAACCCCAAGCUGUGGACCAUCGCCGCGUUCAGCGCAAGUCUAGACUUUGAAAGGGCUAUAAACGAUGUGGAGUACCUUGUCGACUGGAUAAGAACGACUACGAAGCACGGUGAUAUUACCAUCGGAGAGGUGCUGAUGCUGUCCGAGUGGAGGCUCAAUGUACGCAUGUGUGAGAGCUUCCAGUAUGGGAGGGUAUUUCUAGUGGGAGAUGCCGCUCAUGUUCACAGCCCGACCGGCGGACAAGGCAUGAACAGCGGCAUAUUGGACGCUAUGAACCUAGGCUGGAAGCUCGCUCUCGUAUGCAAAGGCCUCGCAUCCCCCGAUCUCCUUAAGACCUACGACGAAGAACGUGUGCCCGUGAUCAGCGAGAUGCUCAAGAUCACCACGAAGCUCGCAUCCGCGACAUUCGUAGCGAAGCCAGAGAACGAAGUGUUCAAUCGUCCAGCAAGUUUCGGUCAACUUGGCGUGCACUAUCGCUGGAGCUCUAUCGUAUACGAUGGUUUACGCGAGGGCGACUUGCAGGUCGAGAGCACAAAUGUCACUCCAGCGAACACGUACGGGGAGGGUGAUCAGGGACGCUUGCAGGCUGGUGAUCGUGCACCCGAUGCGCCCGGCCUUCUGUCACGAGACGGUGAAACAAGACUGUUUGACGUGUACAACGCGGCGCGGCAUACUAUUCUUGUUUUCGAUCCAUCUGCCGCAACGGCCGCCCGCACUGCUGUCGAGAAGUACCCGAAGGGCCAUGUCGAAGUCUUCCAGAUACUGCCUGCUGGUGCUGAGGUGCAGGCUGGUGCCUUUGUAGAUGCUCAAGGACAUGCAAGUCGCGAGUACGGGGUCAAGGCGGGUGCUGCAAUCGCUGUCAUUCGUCCGGAUGGCGUAGUUGGCGCAUUGCUCAAGGCCGAGGACAGUGUUGAGGCGUAUCUCUCUCGGAUUCUUCAUGGCUGA